UUCUGAUAAGAAGGAAAAUGUUUAUUGCGAUUUUACAAGGAGGGUACCAUUGUUGGGCAGGUGGAGGUCACGGGAAGAUUUCGUCUUUCCAAGUUUAGUGACGAGGGCAUUAGUGUUCUAUACUUAAUGAAAUAACUGCACAGCAGAAAUAUAUUUGGCACGUUCUUAUUUAAUUGGGCCCUUCUCGGUAACGGGUAUAAAUGUUGGUGUAGGCAUCUUUUGCAGAGGCAGAAACAUGUCUUUUAUAAAGGAAAAAAGAACGUAGAAUAUUUUAUUGACGUAGUUUUAUAGUGGCGUUGUCUUAGCACAUGAUUCAGGUGGCAUAUGUUGCGUUCGGCAUCUUGUUUUGUGUAGAUGUGGUGGUAUUUUGCUAAGUGUGAGUAGGGUCGUGGUGAUUUGUAGAAAUAAUACCAAGAUUAAUUAAACUAAAUUACAGCAAAGACAGCGUAGUAUACAAAUACGAAGAACAGCAUGGAUGGAAUCAAAGAGGAACCUGAAUCAGACAGCUCACGGCCGUCUACUCCACUGGAAGAAUAUGAACCAAUAUUUAUAAAGACUGAACACUUUGAACCAGAAACGUUACCAAUAAUGAAAUGUGAAGCUGUGCACAGUGUGGACAUUGACAAGGAGGAAUCUGAUUCAGGUAAAGAUGCUGCCCUAGGAAUGUCAUGGGAUGUCACUCCAAAUAAGGAAGAGCUCAAGGAUGAAGUAACCAUAGAGGACAAUGAAGUAUCUGUGAACUGUACACACAGUGUGGAUCAGCCAGCCAGUGUACAGUUGAAUGGUGGCAGUAGUGGCACUUCUUCAGUUCAGGUUAACACAUAUCAGGAUGGCAAUAUCCCUAGUGAGCCUUUUUCUUCAAACGCUAGGAAAGGAAUUGUGCUUCCUUACAAGUGUGAUGUUUGUAGUAAACAGUACCAGCACAAAGAGAAUCUUAGGAUACAUUAUCGCAUCCACACAGGUGACACUCGUUUCGAAUGUGAUAUAUGUAACAAGGCCUUCUGCCAAAGUGGGCAUCUAGCAACGCACAGGCGCACUCACACAGGGGAGAAACCAUACAAAUGUGAUAUUUGUAAUAAAAACUUCUCGCAGAAAGGCAACUUGCAAAGGCAUCAUCGUAUUCACACAGGUGACAAACGAUAUGAAUGCGAAAUAUGCAAUAAAACUUUCAUUCAGAAUGGUGAGCUGGUUGUGCAUCGAAUGACACAUACAAGAGAAAGGCCAUUUAGUUGUACAUUGUGCCCCAGAAGAUUUACACAGAAAGAUAUUUUGAAGAAGCAUUAUCGUAUGCAUGCGGGAGACAAGCGUUUCACAUGUGAAAUAUGUAGUAAAGGUUAUUUUGAAAGGCGUAGUCUAGAGAAACAUUAUCGUACUCACACGGGAGAAAAACCAUUUAGUUGUGAGAUAUGCAACAAGAAGUUCUCGCAGAAAAGUAUCCUACAUAGCCAUUUACGUGUUCACACCGGAGAGAAACCAUUCAGAUGUGAAAUAUGUAAUCAGGCCUUUUCUAGAAGCCUGCAUCUACAAUCCCAUCUACGUACACACACCGGUGAAAAGCCGUUCUGUUGUGACGUAUGUAACAAGAGAUUUUCACAUAAGCAUAAUUUGCAAAGACAUUCCCGUAGCCAUGUAAUGAAUGUUCAAGAUUGAAGAACAAGAACUUCUUAAAUUUUACAAGGUAACAGUGUAAAUGUAAGUGUGCUAUGCUCCAUGCAAAAGCUCUAUUGUGGAGUAGUUUAUCAAGUAUUUAAAUGUAUUGUUAAAUGCACAUGAACUUGCAAGAUUAGUAUGAAGGCAUCUUUUUAACCAAUCAGUGAUUGUGGUGGUUUUUUUGCAUAUGCUGAGGAAGAUGUGCACUGUAUGUUCCAUCACAAAAUAAACAUUUCUUUUUUGCGUUUUGGGGUGCAGGAGUACCCCUUGCUUGUUUUGUGAUGCCAGCCAUGCACUGCAAAUAUUUGACUGUGUUGUCAUCCAUGGUUUACCUCCGUCCAGUUUUUGAUUAUUGUUGCAUCUGUAGCAUAGCAUUCUUUUUAUAUUUCCUUCUGUUUCUCUUUGGUCCACUACUCUGUUAUACAGGUCAGUAGAUGGCAGAUGUAGGUUGAUCCAUGCAGACUAGCACCUGUGACCAGAAUGAUCCUCACUUGGGUCAGAUUAUAACUCUGAUCAAAUAUGUAUGGUUAUAAAUAAGUGAGGAAAAUAUCUUACUUUUCUCUCAGGUAAUGAGAUAGAAUAUCAGUAAAUCAGGUUAAUUUGAAAUUGGGUUUAGAUGUGCUACAGAAACAUUUUUUACUGUUUCCAUCAGCAAAUUCCAACAUACAAAUUGAAUAUUAAAUUUUAGAUUAAUUUAAUAGAACAGCCACACUAAAUUAGAAUACACAUGAAAAUAUUUAUAGGGAGAAUUUAAAAAUGGUUAAAAUUGGUGUGCAAACUUAAGACAGUUACAGGUUGCCUAUCUGAGAGGGAAAUUUUUUUAUAUUUUAUCCCUAAGAUUAGUUCAUAAAAUAAGCAAACAAACAAACCAUUUUGACGUGAACACGUGUUUAAAAUCAGACCGACAUAUGGGGUACCAGGAAGAAAACGGCGAUGUAACGUUUGCAGGGUGAUCCAUUCCGACACUAUAACUUCGUGACUAAUAACACGAUUGAAAUAAAUGUGGUCUCGUUCGAUCGGGUAUAGGACUACGAUCGAGCAUGACCUUGAGUUUGCGCCUCGCAUGCACGAGGCGCGGGUGGGGGCCCGCGGCGACUGGCGGGCAUUUUGGGCGUGGGUGAAAAUUUCCGGGCAGUAUAUUCGCGACUCCGAUGUGCUAGCGUGCUGAUUUUGGUGCCAAACGAAAGAUCUCGUCUAGAUCUGUCGAUUUAAGCCAUAAAAUGUGAACUUUGUAAAAUAUUUGUUGGUGACAAAUCAAAAAUAAGUCGUGAAAAAUUUAAACUUUCUGAUGUCGGCCCAUACUCACCGAAUUUCAUUCCCAUAUCCCAAAGAAAAUAUUACCCGCUAACGCAGACGUAUUCACGUAAAACCCACGGCCGUGGCCCCGACACAGCCACUCCCCUAUUUUUAAACCAUUUUGAUUAAAUGAAUUAAUUUCCCUGUUACCACUGAUGAUGACCUCUUGAGGUUGAAACGCGUUUGGCACUAGUGUCUUUUUUAUAUUGUUGAUAGUUUUUUGUUUGCUUAUUUUAUGUUCUAAUACACUACACGGUAUGCAAAGAUUUAAGAUCCUAAAAUUAGUUGUCCUGUAUAAACAUUAUUUUGCAAAAUGUUCCCAGUCUUUCAUGUUUUAGCUCUGCAACUAACUGUGGGACCUUUCAUUCAUAUGAAGACCACAUACUCAAUGUGGAUAUCAUGUGAAUACUCUGAGCUUAUUUUAUGUGGGAGGUGGCACCGGCUUGUCAAUGUAAUGCUAAUACAUGUGUAUAUAUUUGUGCAAAUGUAAUUUAGAAGCAGUCCUGUAAUAUUAAGAAUGGAAGAGGUACUGAUCAUGUUAAAAGAAAUUAUUAGAUAAAGUAGAAUAUAUGAAGAAAUGAAGAAAUGAAAGCCAGAACAAAUGUAUGAAAUCUACUCAAUAAUAUAGGAGUUACUGGUUUGUGUUCUGGUUGCGACAAAAUUUAGUUUUAAAAAAUGGCUGGUAAAGUAAUAAGUUGAUAAUUUAGACAUAAUUGAGUAGAAUAUAUAUAUAUUUCUAUAUAUAUAUAGAAAGAAAAUGGAAUCAUGAAAUUGUAGCAGGAAUAGUUUAACAGGAAAAAAUAUUAGUCGCUAUAUGUAUGAACUGAGCUUUGUGCUCUUGUUACCGAAAGCAUGUUGCCAUAGUGGUAAGUUAAUAUUACUUAAUGUGCCACACUGUUCCCCACACAUUCUGGUUUAUGGCUUUGAAGUGUUUUUAUAUAUUUAUUAAAUAUUGGUGCUCAUUAAGAAACUAGGACACUGUAACAGGAGAUUCAUAUAUGUAUGUAGGUUUACAGCCCACAUAUUUAUAGAUAUAUGAUACAUGCUCUUGAACUUCUAGUACAUUGUUUCAUCAGACUUUAUACUUUAAGUACUGACAUUCAUUCACAAAUUGAAAGAAAGAUUCAUUGGUGUUUUCCAUAAGUGAUUUUAUGAUUUUACUAUUCACUAUCAGUGACCAAGAAGUAGAUUUUUUAUUUUAAAAUGUGAUGCAUGUAACUUUCAAAUCAAAUGAUGUUCAGCAAAAUAUGGUUCAGUUUUGAACAUAUCUGAUGCAUUUUUUUUAAUAUUGUACAUAUAACUUGUAGUGAAACAUGUAUUGACCAGUAUGGUGUCUGAACAUGAUACAGAUGAUUUUAGAAAUA
Messenger RNA from Zootermopsis nevadensis, 4310 nucleotides. NCBI's taxonomy places the organism in Eukaryota, Metazoa, Arthropoda, Insecta, Blattodea, Termopsidae. The record is from RefSeq and is a predicted model, not a curated record.